Molecule: messenger RNA, 3237 nt
Organism: Amoebophrya sp. A120
Lineage: Eukaryota; Dinophyceae; Syndiniales; Amoebophryaceae
Source: the annotation of a GenBank genome assembly
GUGACGAUAAGAAUUUUAAUAAGAUUACUGCCAAGUCGCAAUUAGUGCACUACGAUUUUUUCAUCUGCGCAACUAGUUACGGUGGACGUGACAUCGGUGUUUUAAACACACUGAAAAAUAAAUCACGUGCCGCCCUGUAUUGCCUUUUUUCCUGGUGCGAGCAAAAUGGCACAACAGGAGUCCUCAGCGCCACCGCUCGUGGCGGCCGCCACCGAGGCCGUCAAGGAAAAGAAGAAAAAGAAGCGAAAGCAGGAAGAGGAAGCUGCUCCUGCCGUUGAGGAAAGCUGCGCUGUGACUACGAAGGAGGAGGGGGUAGUCAGUAAGAAGGAGAAGAAGCGAAAAAAAGAUAGAGAUGUACCAGCGCCGGAGAAUAGUACCGCUGCUGCUGUCGCAGAUGCGAUCACCACCUCAGUCGCAGAUGCACAACCACACGCAGAGACAGAAAAGAAGAAAAAGAAGAAGAAAAACAAAGCCGAUGGUGCAGACGCAACUGCAACUACAUCUUCCCAGCCACAAUCCUCCUCUCCCGCGGCGUCGGCGAGUACGGUUGCGGCCGAGGACGAUGUUCUUCCAUCAAUAAAACCAGCAAAAAGUAAGAAAUCCGCGAACAAAAUAAGCGCGGGACCUGCGGCCUCCGACGACACUAUCUCCCCGAUCACAAACCGUCCCCUCUCGAAAAACGCACUGAAGAUUCUGGCGAAGAGGAAGAAGCUUCCCUGCUGGCCCAUGAAGGACCACUUUUUGGACUUGGUCGCGAACAACCAGGUGACCGUCUUGGUCGGCGAGACCGGGUCUGGGAAGACCACGCAAAUGCCCCAGUUCCUCGCGGAAGUCUACGGCAGCAGUGCGAAAAAAAUUGCGGUGACACAACCCCGUCGCGUCGCGGCUAUGUCCGUGGCGACCCGGGUGGCGGAGGAGAUGGACGUGGAACUGGGGGAGGAAUGCGGUUACCUGAUCCGGUUCGAGGACAAGACCAGCGACAAAACCGUCGUGAAAUACAUGACGGACGGGAUGCUGCUGCGCGAAUGCAUGACGGACCCGCUGCUGUCGAACUACUCGGUGAUCUGCCUCGACGAGGCGCACGAGCGCACGCUGUCCACGGACAUUCUGUUCGGGCUCCUGAAGCGGGUCUUGCGGGAACGGAGGGACCUGAAGGUGGUGGUAAUGUCCGCGACGUUGGAGGCGGAAAAGUUUCAGAAGUACUUUUCGGCGAACAUGGCAGAUGAAGAGGAAAAUCAGGCACCAUCGGAAAAUAAAUCCGCUUCCGACGAAAACACCCCCCACGUCCCGCUCCUGACCGUGUCGGGGCGCAUGUUUCCGGUGGAGCUCCACUACACGCAGGGCUUCACGCGGAACUACGUGGAAGCGUCCGUGGACAAGGUGGUCAAGUGCAUCGAGGAGGAGAAGGCCGAGCGGGGGAAGGAAAGUCUAGAAAACGGUGGAGAAAGAACAGACGAACCUUUGGGCGACGUGCUGGUUUUCCUCACCGGGGAGGACGAAAUUGAGAACUGUUGCAGGAUGCUGGAGGAGCAGCUGCCGGAGGACGAGGUGGUCGUCUUACCGCUCUACAGUUCCCUGCCCCCGAACCAGCAGCGAAAAGUUUUCCAGGAUUUCGCGAAGCAGGGCCUGCGGAAGAUCGUGGUGGCGACCAACGUUGCCGAGACCUCGAUCACCAUUGACGGCGUCGUUUAUGUCGUGGACUGCGGACUGGUCAAGAUGAAGGUGUACAAUCCCCGCACCCACGUGGAGUCCUUACUGGUGCAACCCAUCUCGCAGGCCGCGGCGAAGCAGCGCGCCGGGCGCGCGGGACGGACCCGGCCCGGGAAGUGCUAUCGCCUGUACACGGAGACCGCGUUCAAGGAGUCAUUGGAGGAAUCUUCCGUGCCGGAAAUUUUGCGGACGAAUCUGAGCUCGGCGCUGCUGACGCUGUUGAACCUCGGGGUGGAGGACGUGGUGCACUUCGACUGGAUGGACCCGCCGUCCCCGGAGUGUAUGAUGCGGGCGCUGGACCUUUUACUGCAACUAAACGCGGUCAACGACGAGUGCGAACUCACCGCGACGGGGAAGAUUCUGGCCGAGUUUCCGCUGGACCCGCAGUUGGGAAAGUGUCUGAUCGCGAGCGCGAAGCACGGCGUGCUGAAGCAAAUGUCCGCGGUGAUCGCACUGCUGUCCGGCGCACCCUGCCAUCUGCGCCCGCGGAUGUACGCAAAACAGGCGGACCGGGCACACAAGGCGUUCCAGAGCACUUGCGGCGACCACGGAACCUUGCUGAAAAUAUUCGAAGAGUACAGAUUAGGUUUUUUUGAUAAUGUCGGCUGGAACUCUACUUUCUACUUUUUGCGACGAAAGCAAGAACUGUUUAGGGAGUGAGUACAUAGACAUCCAAUACAUAUCAGACAAUUAUCGCCCACCGCCGCUGAUUUACUUAGUUGUUCUGCUCUGCUGUUUACCGUAUUGAAAAUUUUUCCAAAAUCCAAACCCAACAAAAACGCAGGUUCGAGGCAAACCAGAAGACGGACAAAAACUGGUGCUAUGACAACUACCUGAAGGACCGGUCCCUGAUUUCGGCCCAGUCCGUGCAGCGACAGCUGCUCCGGCUUUGCGAAAAAAUGCAAGUUUCGAACAGCCAAGAAAUCACGGAAGGGAACGUAAAAAUCGCCCUCCGUCGGGCGCUGAUCGCCGGCUUUUUCCUGCAGACGGCACAUAUCAGCGGGAAGCACUACGUCACCGUAAAGGACAAGCAGAUCGUGGAAAUCCACCCAGGGUCGCAGCUCGAGCACAAGCCGGAAUGGAUUCUGUACCACGAACUGGUACUGACGGACAAGAACUACCUGCGCAACUGCACGGCACUGCGACCCCAGUGGCUGGUCGAGGAAGCGCCCAUGUUUUUUCCGGGGAAAGUGGCCAACGACGAAGUGCGGAAAGGAUUGGAAAAAUUUGUGAAGAAGUGAAGACUUGGUUGGUGUCGACAUUGACGACGCGAUUGGAUGUUUUUAACGUGGGAAGAUUUCUUCUAUGUGCAAAUUUCGUCGUGCGCGGCUCUACUACAUUGCAAAACUUCGUGGGGGAAAGAACAGCGAUCAUUGCACGCUGCCCAGCAAUAUCAUGCUUCUACGCAAAGCUGUAGGAUGCCGCCAAAGGUGGAUCGCGCGAAGGAACAUGUUCUUCUACAGCCGGAUGUUGAUGAUCGCCGUCGUACAAAGAGCGCUUACAAAUUUGGUAAAAAGAAAGAGUUUC